Carassius gibelio (silver crucian carp) is the source of this 1875-nucleotide messenger RNA. Its product is annotated as macrophage mannose receptor 1-like. Bases 87 to 1739 code for a protein of 550 amino acids. The transcript is spliced from 7 exons. The record is from RefSeq and is a predicted model, not a curated record. Lineage: Eukaryota; Metazoa; Chordata; Actinopteri; Cypriniformes; Cyprinidae.
AAGAAAGGUAAGGCUUCAGUUUCACAUAUUCUCCUAUUAGAAACAGCAGACAGUGGUGACAGGAGUGUGGCUCUGUGAGAGCAGUCAUGGAUGGGAGUCUGUUUGUGCUGCUUCUGCUGUCAGGGCUCUUCUGGAGCAGUUCUGCUCUUUCUCGUCAGUAUCACUAUAUAAAUGUGAGAAUGUCGUGGCCAGAGGCUCAGAGUUACUGCAGAGAGAGAUUCACUGAUCUGGCUACUGUAGACAGCAUGGAUGAUGUGAACAGGCUGGUAAAUAUAGUGGAUGCUGGAUACAGUGGAUCAGUGUGGAUUGGACUGAAGAGGGGGACACAGAAACGCUGGGGUUGGUCUAAUGGAGAAAACACAACUUCUCAGUACUAUAACUGGGAUUCAGAACAGCCAGAUGAGGAUGGGGAUUGUGUAGCUACUGUUAACGGUGUUUGGCAUGAUAUGUCAUGUGCUAAUAAGCGAUAUUUUGUGUGCUAUGAAAAUUCUGGAUACAACAUGAUACAGAGCCCUAUAACCUGGAGUGAUGCUCAGAGUUACUGCAGACAGAAUUACACAGACCUGCCCACCAUCAACAACUCUGAGCAAAAUAACCAGAUAAAUAAGAUUCUUUUAUCUGGAUGUUACAUCUGGAUUGGUCUGUUCCGGGACUCUUGGGAAUGGUCUGAUAAAUGGAGUCUCUUCUUCAGACACUGGGCAGCAGGUCAACCAUCCCAGAGUUCAGGAUCUGAUGACUGUGUUGGUAUGUCAAGAACUGAUUCUGGGAAAUGGACUCAAUACAGCUGUGAUCUACAGCAGCCUUUUAUCUGCUAUGGAGGUGAUUCUGCUCUUUCUCGUCAGUAUCACUAUAUAAAUGUGAGAAUGUCGUGGCCAGAGGCUCAGAGUUACUGCAGAGAGAGAUUCACUGAUCUGGCUACUGUAGACAGCAUGGAUGAUGUGAACAGGCUGGUAAAUAUAGUGGAUGCUGGAUACAGUGGAUCAGUGUGGAUUGGACUGAAGAGGGGGACACAGAAACGCUGGGGUUGGUCUAAUGGAGAAAACACAUCUUCUCAGUACUAUAACUGGGCUUCGGGACAGCCAAAUGGGGAUGGAGAUUGUGUAGCUACUGUUAACGGCGUUUGGCAUGAUAUGUUAUGUAACUAUAAGCAAUAUUUUGUGUGCGUUGUAGAAAAUUUUGGAUACAUCUUAGUACAGAGCGCUAAAAGCUGGAGUGAAGCUCAGAGUUACUGCAGACAGAAUUACAGAGACCUGCCCACCAUCAACAACUCUGAGCAAAAUAACCAGAUAAAUAAGAUUCUUUUAUCUGGAUGGUACUUCUGGAUUGGUCUGUUCCUGGACUCUUGGGAAUGGUCUGAUAAAUGGAGUCUCUUCUUCAGACACUGGGCAGCAGGUCAACCAUCCCAGAGUUCAGGAUCUGAUGACUGUGUUGGUAUGUCAACAACUGAUUCUGGAAAAUGGGCUCAAUACAGCUGUGAUCUACAGCAGCCUUUUAUCUGCUAUGGAGAUGCUAAAUUAAUUAGAAAUCAGAUUGUCCGACUGAAAUUGGCCUGUAAUGGAAAAUGCUCAUUGAAUGAUCCUUCGCAGACGGCCAUUCUGAAUGAGAUAAGUAUAAAGCUGAAGAGCAUGGGACUGGAAGGGGAAAGUAAAAUAAGCUGGAGAAAGAGUGAAGGUGGAGAGGUGUUUCAUCAGCAGAGCAACCGUACAGAAAAUUGUAAUAAUAAAAGUGAUAGACAGUAAUCUGUGUACACAUUUAAAUAUAUUAAAGUGUAUUAAAGAUGCUUCAGAGUUGUCAGCAUAUUUUAGAAACAAUACACCAUGUAAAUAGAACAGAAGUAUGCAUGGAAGCAGGGGCGUAGAUUACGCGGGGGACGCG